Messenger RNA from Acanthaster planci (crown-of-thorns starfish), 2324 nucleotides. Its product is annotated as TLC domain-containing protein 4-A-like. Gene Ontology annotation, cellular component: endoplasmic reticulum; membrane. The record is from RefSeq and is a predicted model, not a curated record. Gene Ontology annotation, biological process: lipid homeostasis. NCBI's taxonomy places the organism in Eukaryota, Metazoa, Echinodermata, Asteroidea, Valvatida, Acanthasteridae.
GCGAUCGUUCGAUGAAAACGCAUCGUUUGAUCGGUCGGUACGGUGUACGGUAGCACUGCGCCUGAUAAGUGCAUGAUCAUCACACGGGGACUAUCGGCACUUGCUAAAAUGCUUUGGCUUCCAAUUACAUAACAGAAGCUUUCAAUCUGACUUGCCUCGACUGCUCAAGGCCAACUUCCUCAGUGGCCGAGAGUCGAGUUUUGCCCAGUCUGUCUCAGGUUCUUUACUUCGGCAGUGCACGUUUUUAGCCAUUUUGAGUUCUGUCUAAUAUCAUUUAAUAAAUAAAGUUCAUCUUUGAUCGCGUUGGUGAAUGAUCGUGACUGCUUUUCAAGACGUAAUGGAAAUUGUCAAUGUUACCGAGCAAAGACCCCUGGAGGAAUUCUCCUCCGAGUAUCUCCCGGCCUUGGUUGCCAGUUUCCUUAUCUUCUUCGCCAUGAUGUUCUUCGCCUGCCCUCGCCUGUCUGCCAAGUACGUCCCAACUUACAGUAGGCUGAGCGACUUUGAAAAGGCUGACUGGAACACAAGAAUAAGCUCCAACAUCAAUGCAGUAAUCGUGAGUAUCGUGAGUGUGUAUCUUCUGGUUACAGAUGAUGCGAUCAACGCUGAUAAAAUUUGGGGUACCAGUUAUUUAGCUAGAGUGAAUAUCUGCAUUAUAUCCGGCUUUCUCCUUGCUGACCUGGUAAUGAUGCUAAGGUGGUUCCCACUAGGCGAUUCGUGGCAGUACAUCAUACAUCACUUCUUCGUCCUUUAUCCUUUUCUCAACAAUGUGGUCUACGGGGCACUGACCUUCUUUGCAAAUUUUCGAAUCACGACAGAGUGCUCCACGUUAUUUGUCAACAUCCGGUGGUUUAUGACCAUUCUGGGCCACAAGUCUAGUAAGUGGUACAUUGCCAACGGCACGCUGAUGGCCGUCGUUUUCUUCCUGUGUCGCAUCAUCCUCAUUCCUGUCUACUACGCCUGCGUCUACCAGGAGGUGGCGCAGGCCGUGGCCAGCCUCCCAAUGCGCUUCAUCAUCGCCUGGCUGCCCAGCGGGAUGGUGAUGGAUGUCCUCAACACCUACUGGUUCCGCAAGAUCUACAGGGGGGCCAAGAAGGCCCUCUGGGGUCAGUCCAAGCCCAAAGGGCCUCCCCCGAUCCGGAAUCGCGUCAAGGGCGAAUAGGUCAGUGCAACGGCCUUGUGGCACCAAGGUAAAACAAUAUUCUCCUUCCCCCCGCCCCCACAAAUUGGUUCCUCUGCCCCUCCAAGAUUUUUUCCCCAAAGCGCACAGUGCAAUCGUAGGCCUGUGAUAUCUGUAUAAAUAGUUGCACGGGAAUAUUCAGUAUGUGCAUGGUUAAUAGAGGGCGCUAUUUGUUACAACCAAAGACGCACCAGUACCUCACAUCACGGUUUGUUUACCUCAGUAAAUAAUUGUUUACUUUAAUACAGAUUUAUUUGUUGAUCUUCAGUGUAUGGCUAGCCAGACUGCUGUGCAGUGACCUUGUUUUGGAAGUUGUCUGUUAAUGCGGUAGAUGUUGCCUUUAGCGCACGGCAUGUUUUUGCUCCUGAUGAACCAUUCAAAAUUCAAUACAACGCAGAAAAUAAGCAUCAAACUUUGAGUGAAGUGUAGUCAUAAGUAUAGAUAUAAGAAGUAUACUUUAUAUUAUUAUAUAACUUUAUGAAUAAAUGAGUUGAAUACCUCAAGAAAGUGCAGCUGGUUUACACUCAGUUAUUUAAUUCCUAAUUUUAAGCCUGUGAAACAUCAAAAUUCACACAAUUCCUUUGUUUUCCUAACAUGCAUUUGAAAGCAAGGAUUUCGGGAUAUUACAUAGUGAUCUGUAUAAAUUCAAAAAUACAACGUAGUACGUGGUUUUAACAUUAUCAUUAAAGACAGCAGUAUAAACGUGCGACAAUUUUUUAUGCGUUCAUUGGAAAGUAAUGUGCAAAGGAUGGGGUUCAUUGUCAAUUGUGCCUUGUAAAUUUUUGCCAAAAUGUGAUGAGUGCUUGAACCCCAUUGAAAGUUGACUUGAGGGCUUGGAACCGGAGACCUUCCAAAUGCAGUAUCGGUACUCUACCCAGGGACUGAGUCUGUGAUAUCAAGCCCUAUGCUGGUAGUUUAUGUUGGCCUUUGUAACAAGUUGGCAGAUUGUUAUGCUAAGCAAAGGUCAUCUCACAUGUAGAUCCCGUCAUUAGUAAGGACAGGUUGCAUGCUACUCUAGCCGAUACCCUGGUUGUAAGCAAAGCACUCAGCCCAUUGUACUUCAGUACUUAGAGUCUCUGUGGUGUGAACCUCUGACCUCAGCGUAUAGACAAGGUAGAGCACCAGCUCUGCAUUUCAGCAAGGAGGG